This is a messenger RNA of Knipowitschia caucasica, 486 nucleotides long. NCBI's taxonomy places the organism in Eukaryota, Metazoa, Chordata, Actinopteri, Gobiiformes, Gobiidae. The record is from the annotation of a GenBank genome assembly.
AUGGAUACACAUGAGGCAGUCCUGCUCAAACUUUUCGUUCUGGGGAUUUUGGUAAACGCUUGGAUGAUGAGCAGUGUAUCAGGGGCGGAGACGCAGGAGGCGCCGCGGCUCAGGCGAGUGUGUAACGAGUCUCGGCUGCAGUGGGAGGUGGAGGUCUGCGGAGAACACUUCAAAAAGGACAUGUCCCUGAUCCACCCUCAGCACUGGUGCAACCUCACCCACUUCAUCAGCGAGUACCACCUCUUCACGCUCUGCACCGAAUCCAAGUCUCACUCCGUGGACUGCUACUGGCCCAACCCUCUGGUGGAAGGAUACAUCAUCCGCAUCCACAAGGCCUUCUUCUCCAACUGCAGCGACGAGCAGGUGGUGUGGGUGGACCCUCCGGACGAGACCCUCAUCACCCUCAUCCUCAUCCCCAUCUUCCUCACGCUGGCCAUGAUCACGCUGGUCGUGUGGUGCAGCAAACGCAGUGACAUUUUAGCAUGA